AGUGGUCGCGUUCCUGGCAACGGUUCCCCGAAGUGAAGUUCUGUUGAAAGUAAUAUGACACUGAAUUUGUUGGUGGUGUUGCCGUUAUUUUACCAUGAAGCUGCGAUGGAUUGAAUAGAGUUAGACUGUAAUCACGUUUGCCACAGUUUAGGCAUAAUUUGCGGCUCCAGUUAUCUAAGAUAUUAGAUUUGGAAAUUGCCCACAUCCGUGGUUGUUUGGACCGCGUGCACGCGCGAUGCCGCGCACGAGAGGAAUACCCGCGAUGUCCAGUCGCUGAUUAAUUGGGUUGACUCGAUCGUGCAAAGUCCGCGAUCCGGGACACACUUCUCGUGAUCUGAUUAUGGCAUCGGCGCCAGCCACGGCUAAAAUCCACAGGUGUGGUGGAGGAUAUGAUAUGCAGCAAAAACAGACCAAAGGACAUAGGCCUACCAUGCGUUAUCACACACCUGGAUCAGCAGGUCAGGGAUAUCAACCAAGUAAUUCCAAGAAGACGCAAAAGACAGCACCUAAUUCUGCCCCUUCCUGCUCCACCCAGCACGAAUCAAUUAACUCUUUGGAGGACGAACUGCCGACGAUUCUAAUCACGGCUGAGGACCUCGGCUUGGACAUCCCAAUGGACUCCUCAGGGAGGUUCGAGUCUUUGCCAUCGCCGGCAAAAUCACCCCGCCGUGUGAGCAUGACACCCAAAAUGCCCUCAGCCCGACCAAAGACAAGUUCGAAUUUCAGCCGCUCUCGGCAGGAAAUGGCCCCGGACAGCCGGCAAAGUGUGCGGCCAACUUCGUCCCGAAGUCCCCGAGCAUCGACAUCAAAGGCCGGAGGGUUGCAGAGGAGGCGGAGCCAUAGUGGCGGAAACAGGAGGGGGUCCAAGGAUAGGAGGCCCAAGCCUACUCCAGCCUGGUCGGUGACCGAGCUGCCUGAUGAUGAUUCUAUGGCCGCUGGUGGUUAUGAUGAAACUCCUGAGCUAAGUGAGAAUGAGUUGUCAGUCUCGUCAGCACAAACCCCAACAGAUGACCAGCCAUUGGAUGAGGACUUAGACAAGGAACUACCCGAGUCUGAGGGCUUGCGAUCAGACGAUCCAAUCAGGAGGCUGAUAGAAGGACCCCCCGUGGACGAUGCGGAGUAUGACACGGACCUAGAAGAAGAAUUUGGUCCUGAUACGGAGAUGAUUUAUGAUUCAGGAGGCAAGAAUAUCUACUUGGCAGAAUGUAAACAAGAAGGUGUGGACCCAGCAUCUUACGUAUUUAGGCACCUUCAUGAAACCACUUUCAUCAUGAGACAUCGCUACAUCGGCAUGCAGGCACUUAUCCCACUGGCCAAGGCGUUCAGGAGCAAUACUUGCACUGAAACACUGGAUUUGAGUGACAACCACUUAGAAGGGGACGGCGGGGCAAUCAUUGCUUACAUGAUGCGAGAUAACUGUUACAUCACUAAACUGGACGUCUCUGAAAACCAGAUCCGCUCCAAGGGAGCCUCCGGGUUUGCUUCGAUGCUGGAGACCAACUACACUCUCAAGAUCCUGUCUCUCAGUGGCAAUCAUCUGUCAGACCGAGAUGCGCUUCGCCUGUCUGAGGGGUUGAAGAACAAUAGUACAUUGACCCAAAUCGACCUCAGCCACAACGACAUGGGGGAGCUUGCUGGCGUACACUUAGCCUCAGCUUUGGCAUCUAAUGAUGGUCUGAUUUAUCUGGACUUGAAGUGGAACGGAAUACGAGGAAAAGGAGUCAUAGCCAUUGCCAAUGCACUGAGGGUAAAUACAACCCUGGAGGUUCUGGAUCUGUCCCAGAAUGGUGUCACUUUACCAGGCUGCACAGCAUUCCUACAAGCAUUGAAGGUCAAUACUGGACUCAGGAUUCUAGACAUGAGUUCAAACCACAUCAGUACUCCUGGAGCCAAAAAGCUUGCCCUCGGGUUGAAGAAGAACACGUCCCUUGAAGCCCUACUCCUUGGUGGUAACCCCAUUGGUGACGAGGGAGUGCUAGCUUUAAUCAAGGCCUGCCCGUACAGCACAAACCUGAAGCUACUCAGUCUACAGGAAAUCACAUUAUCCUUGAUGAUACAUCAGAAGAUGCAUGAAGUUCAGGAUUCUUGUAACCUGCACAUUCUGAGCAGAGAUUACAGUGGCCAUAGACGGACAGUGGCUGUCAGUCACCUUGUUGCCAUGGUAGAUCAGUUCAUCGUUAGUCAACAAGCCAAGGUUCUCUAUGGCUGCUUUGCAGUUGAUGAGCAGAGAACGUGCAUGAUGUCCUCACAUGACAUCCGGAAGGUUCUACUGGACACUGGGCUUGACCUGAGCAACGAACAAAUUAACAGUGCACUGUCACAGGUGGGAGUGCUGAACUCUGACAAAAUACAUUACAGACCACUACUUGACGGACUGUCUGCAUUUCAGCAAAGAGCCAGAUCACUGGUGAAAUAACAACAGGGGGGUGACAGUUGACAGUCUGUUCCUGUCAUCGAGACGGUGUUAAUUGUGGUGUAGGUUUUCAUUGGAAUUGCUUUUUUUUGUUGCCCCAGGCUCAGCUCCUUCUAUCUUGCCUUCAGGCCAGAGAUCUGUUUGAUCACAGCUAAAGGUUCCUUGGGGGAAGUCCUGCCUCCAACAAUUGCCUGAAUAUCUUAAUAGUUUCUCUGCUGCAGGGGGUUCUUGAGACCUAGGAUCCCCACAGCCAAGGCGUUCUUGUGGCCUAAGACUUGGCUUCCAUCUACUGAGAGACUCUUCUGAUUUUGGGCAAAGGGGGCAGAUCCAGAGCCAAAUUGGGAGGGAGGCAAAAAUUUGGCAAUGUUUUCAUGUAAUUGUUGAUGAUUUUUCUUGGCAUGCUUGGGUUGAAUGGACAUUUUAGGGCGUUUUGUAAGCUUUGGGAAGGAGGAGAAAUGGAAUGUACAAAAACUUUUGCCUUUCUCUCACUUUUUUAAAGAUCUAUUUAUUGAUUGAUUUAUUUUGUUGGGGGCCAUGGCCCCUGUUGGCCUACCCCCCACCCACCCUUGUUUUAGCAUUGUUCUGAAAUUGGGGAACCAUCGUUCAGGUGUCUGUAGCAAGGGUUCCAUAAAGGAGAGGGGGAGGGGUCAAUGAGUCAUAGUGAUGGUUCCUUACACAGUGGAUCGAUUUCUGGCUGUCUAAGGGUCAUCAUGUAAGAGUUUUAGAAGUCAGGCUUUUCUUUUGACCUGAUCGUUUUCCUCCCAUUAAGAAAGUAUUGCCUUGGUGAAUAUGAAAGCUAAUUUUGAAGGUCUCAUCCAAACAAAAAGUUUUAUCACCAAGCCUGAAGCAUUUUGAAGCAUAAUCGCUACUGCAGCGAAAAGCAUCUCUCUUUUCAUUCAGCUUCAUCAAGUUUUAAAGAUUUACUUUUCUAUUUUAUCAGCUUACGCAAGUCCGCAUAAGUGCGCAAUUUUAAGAUCACUUUAUUUUGCAUGCUGUGAAUAUUUGCAUACUCUGUGUAAGGCUUCUAAAGCCGAUGCUCUGUAUACUACCUGUAAUAAUGAAAUCAGCAAAUCCGUCCAUUUUUUUACCUCAAGAAAGUUUAUAUUUUCAAGAAACUUAUAUAUCCAGUAUGUAUCUAUUUUGGUAUUUUACUUUACAUAUAUAGAGAUUUUUUUUCAGUGUUGAGGUUAGGCCAUUUAUCUGCUGUGUGCAUGUAAUGGCUUUCUUGUGGUGAAAGCGUGCAUACUGUUUUCUUCUGUAGACUCACAUCAUGAAACGUGUAGGUACUGUACUACCCUCAGCAGCCUAUGCAUAAAUGGAAUAGAGUUUUGAAGUGUGGAUAUUUGAAGUGAUGGUGCUUUCAGUUUGCUGUGUAGGUGAAAGAUCAAAAUCAUUCUGACUAAACACUAUGGCGCCAUUUACCCACUAAGUUUGAAAGUUAAGAUAUUGUCAGCUUUUGUUUUUGCGAUGAUCAUACUUACAUCUGAAUACCACAAGACUCGAUUUACUCUCGCUAUAUGGUGUGCCUCAGGGAAAGUUUUGUCUUGCAACCUACAGCUCCAGCCUAGGUUUGGAGCCUCUGUGGUAGUGUUGCGCAUUGAGAGGAGUGCAGGGCUUGGAAUCUCUCUGACGAAUCUACGCAAAGGUCUCCGCAAACAAUCAUACUACGCAGACAAGCGCCUUAGAGGUCAGUCUGUAGUUCCAACAGAAAGUCUGCGAUGGAAAUUUUGAGAUGUGACGAGAAAUAUUGGUCCAGUUCAAUUAAUACCUAAGUUUAAUGUAUUGAACUGCAAGGAAUUUCCUCAAGAACUAGCAUUCUCAAUUUAGCAUUUCUUAUUCAAAGUUUCAAAGUGGUGCUUUUAAACAUUUUUCGGAUCCAGUCAACCAAAGCAUGAUGACGUGCUUCCAUGUGCACUUUGCUAUGGGGGAGUAAUUGCAGAAUACCCCGCCACUCUAAAAAACGACCCGUGGUUUGACUAGUUACGUGGGUACAAGGUGAAAA
Acanthaster planci (crown-of-thorns starfish) is the source of this 4415-nucleotide messenger RNA. RefSeq lists its product as uncharacterized. The record is from RefSeq and is a predicted model, not a curated record. Gene Ontology annotation, molecular function: protein binding. NCBI's taxonomy places the organism in Eukaryota, Metazoa, Echinodermata, Asteroidea, Valvatida, Acanthasteridae.